Messenger RNA from Rubroshorea leprosula, 658 nucleotides. NCBI's taxonomy places the organism in Eukaryota, Viridiplantae, Streptophyta, Magnoliopsida, Malvales, Dipterocarpaceae. The record is from the annotation of a GenBank genome assembly.
AGUACCAUUUUGUCCUAGAGAAGACGCCUGAGCUAACAACUCCUUCAUUUGUGGCAAAGGACACUGUAGCACAACACAGGAGGCAUAUAACCACCCAAAUGUUCUGCAACCCUAAAGGGUAUGGUUUGGGUUUUGCACCAUUUCAUCCACUGAUUCUCAAUAAUAAUCCACAAACAAAGCAAGCUCUAAAUGAGGGACAUCAUAGCUCUACAGGUUUCAUGGCCAGACCCUUUGUAGGUAGCAGCAUUAGCAUCAACAACAACAAUAACAAGAAAAUCAAUCUCAAAUACACGGCUAACAAUUACAAAGGUACAAUAAUCAGAUUCACUUCACAGGGACGAGUACUCAUCACCGCCCUAACAAGCCAACAACAAUCUCAAUCUCCACCCUCCCCAAUGGCCAUUUGGGAAGCAGGAGAUAACUUCACGCCUCAACACAAGUAACUAAACUCGAGAGUUAUCGGCGUGAUGAUGUGGUGCCCUUGACUCAAAUCAAUACCCGGUACUCAUCAAACACAACAAUAUGGCAAGGAAUCUAAUGAUGAGUACAACUAAAAGAUGGAACCUUAUCCGAGACGGAUAAGCAUCACUCGGAUAUAUGGGAUCAUGAAUGGAUGAAUGCAUGUAUAUGCAUUUAUGAAUGAAUGCCUUUAUGCGCA